Messenger RNA from Nasonia vitripennis (jewel wasp), 1254 nucleotides. RefSeq lists its product as uncharacterized. The coding region runs from base 180 to 449 and encodes 89 amino acids. The transcript is spliced from 3 exons. Lineage: Eukaryota; Metazoa; Arthropoda; Insecta; Hymenoptera; Pteromalidae. The record is from RefSeq and is a predicted model, not a curated record.
GGAUCGUUCUCAGGUCGCUCGUCAAUCAACGGUUUGUCUUUGCGAGGCUCGCAGCAGAAGCCGUAGGGUUUCUUACUCGGUGAAUCCGUAUUCUGUUGCAGUUUCUGAUCAUGCUUGCCGCCUGUGGGUAAUGCUGCUGACUUUUUCAUGUUGUAUAAGUUAGAAAAACAAAUGAAAAGAUGAAUAGUUCUGGCUUAUCAUCAGCUAAUUUGAGUUCGUCACCUGGUCAAAGAAUGCAAGAUUCAGAAAAUACAGAACCAUCUAAUACCAACAAAUUUAUGACCCGUAUUAAAUGUGAUCUUCAAGUACAAAAGCAUCAGAAACAUACAAAUCGAGAACUUCAUCUCAAACGGGUACAAAACUUAAGAAAGGAAUUAGACUAUUUAAAAGCUACCGAGUGGAAAUAUCAACAUGUAGAUAGAGCACUUAAUCAUUCUCACAGAAAUUGAAGAUAUAAGCCAAAAUAUAUUAAUAAAUUAAAAAGAUAAAUAAUUACAAAAAUAAUUGACAUGAAACAUUGUUUAGGUUUAAUUAAGGUUGUUAAAACUACUAAAAUAAAAAAAAUCAACUAGUAACUAAUUUUUUUAUGAGGUUCAGUCUGAGUAAUGUAUUAUAUUAUAUGUGAAGCUGCUUUUUUUCAUUUUUCAAGUGCUUGUUAAAUUUUGUGCACUAAAUAAAUCAUUAACGCCGUUAACUAAUCUUUGAAACUUGAUUGAUAAAUUUGUUAACAGCGAAAAUAGUUUGUCUAUAUUUUUAUAUAUUUUUGAAUACAAAAUUUGUUAAUUUUUUAAAUAAUUUAUCAGUCAUAUUUGGAUCACAUUGGGCUGAACCUGUUAAAAGACUAUUAUUGUGCGUAUGUGUGUAUAUAUAUGUGUGUGUGUGUGUGUGUGUGUAUAUAUAAUUAGUAAAAAAGCUGGUUUGAAUAAAAAAUUUCUUAUGACAUACAUGUAAAUAUUAGGUAUAGCUUCAAAGUUCUUUUUAUACUGAUUUCUCACACUGAAAAAGUAUGUUAAAUUCAACUGUCUACAAAUAUUUAAUUUCAGAAAAAUCAGAACUAAAUUUAUAAUAGAUUGUCUUAUAAUUAUAAAAAUCAGCAAUGGAGACUUUUAGAAUCCGUUUUUUUAUUUUAUUCAAGAUUCUAGGCUUUAGUGCAAAAAAGCCUGAAUUCAUGUAUCAAAUGAACAAAAACUUUUUAAUUAAUAAAUUAUUUUUGUACAUUCAAUAAAAAAGAUUUCUCUUAUGGAUUCCAAACAA